This is a messenger RNA of Metarhizium brunneum ARSEF 3297, 408 nucleotides long. RefSeq lists its product as uncharacterized. Gene Ontology annotation, biological process: biosynthetic process. The record is from RefSeq and is a predicted model, not a curated record. Gene Ontology annotation, molecular function: catalytic activity. NCBI's taxonomy places the organism in Eukaryota, Fungi, Ascomycota, Sordariomycetes, Hypocreales, Clavicipitaceae.
AUGGGUUGGCCCACGUGCAAGCGAAACUCCGGAAAGACAGUGAACAAGAUACUCGUCUAUCCAGGAUCAUUUGACCCUCCACAUCGCGGCCGUUUAGAACUGCUGACCCAUGUCUUUCAUCAUCGUGAUGAUAUUAUUGCCGUAAUCGUUAUACCGCUGGAUGACGAUGACAUUCGAACAAAAUGCCGAGCCACUGGAGACAAACUUCUGUUUACGAAGCAAGAGAGAGUCAAGAUUUGGAGAGGCCACGGACCAAGCGACUGGUUAUGGGUGUUUGACCGGAGUGCCACAGAUUGGUCUCCCUUUCGACGCAAUCUGAUCAAGGCUACUGCUGAGGACGGAUUCCGCUUGGAUUUUGUCCUACUAGCUGGGCCAGAUCAAAUUAACCCCAAAUUCGAUGUCCGAUAG